Molecule: messenger RNA, 954 nt
Organism: Stylonychia lemnae
Lineage: Eukaryota; Ciliophora; Spirotrichea; Sporadotrichida; Oxytrichidae
Source: the annotation of a GenBank genome assembly
AUGAUGAUGAUAAUUUGUCAAAGCCAGACGAAAAAUAACUAGGAUGAUGAUUUCUUACCAGAAUAUUUAGUCAAAGACGCUCCAUCUUACAAAAGAAAUCCAGUUUCCAUUAACCUUCCUUGGCUAAUUAAUGGUGCUCCUAACAUUGAUCUGAAGACCAGAUUCAUGGGAGAACAGAUCCUCUCAAGACUUAAGGUUCAUAAAAAUGAGAUACUCGAACAUCUAUUCAAAAUAUUUAGAGCAGUUUUACUUUCAUCGCAGGAUAGAGACUUUGACUUUUUAGAAUAGUAUUGUGAGGAGGUAUUCUACACAAAACUUAGAAAUAUACUGAAUGAAGUGAUAUAGAGCAAUUUUGAGAUGAUAGUUGAAGAAGAUAUGUUUGCUGAUAGAGACAAGCCCAUCUAAGUUGAAGCCAAUAUCUACGAUCAUACUUUAAUCAAGAAAUUAUCAUCAAUUAGAAAGGAAAUAGCUCCGAAAGUGACUAUCUAAACUAUAAUGAUAUUGAAAAUAUGGACUAUAUCUCCUAAGUGCCAUAGUACAAUCAUACUUAGAUGUUUGCGAUAUAUCACUGACCCAAAAAACUUCGCUGACCCAAAGGUGAAUAAAGAGAUUCAUAAAGAUGCUCAUAGAGUUAUAUUCAGAGCUUAUGUUGAAUUCAAGACAGGCUACAAGAUUUAUCUGAAAGAUAAAUAUGGAAAGAAUCUAUUCGAGUACCCUUAGAAUUUAGAUUAUACCUGGCAGCAUGUUGGUGUCUUUGAGACUCUCAUGGAACCUCCUAUUAGAUUUAACAAAUGGUCACAAAGUGAGAAUGUAAUGGAAUGGAUUCAAAAACAUACAUUUGCCACCUGGAAAAUGGUUGAUCUUGAUAACUGGUUGGUAGGAAAUCCUUUGGUUAUACCCAAAUUCGAUGUUAAGCAAAAGAUGGUAACUCAAUAGCAAGCUCAAGGUCUUUGA